Drosophila miranda is the source of this 5335-nucleotide messenger RNA. RefSeq names its product odorant receptor 85f (gene Or85f). Gene Ontology annotation, biological process: detection of chemical stimulus involved in sensory perception of smell; sensory perception of smell. The coding region runs from base 3058 to 4299 and encodes 413 amino acids. Lineage: Eukaryota; Metazoa; Arthropoda; Insecta; Diptera; Drosophilidae. The record is from RefSeq and is a predicted model, not a curated record. Gene Ontology annotation, molecular function: odorant binding; olfactory receptor activity. The transcript is spliced from 3 exons. Gene Ontology annotation, cellular component: plasma membrane.
AAAAGUCAUUCUCGGGGAAGUCCAAAACGAGUUGCAUUCAAAGGGGAUUUGACAGGGAUCUCAAAUGUUUGCUGACUUUUACUUUUUGCCAGUUCCAUUAUUCUCUCCCCUGUGUAUCCCUCUCUCUUCCUAUCUAUUGUAAUCCUAGAAUUACCAAAACUGCCUUUCCGCACUAUUAAUUACCAUGGUUCAGCACUUUGGUUUUCGACAGCUGCCAGGAUCCAUUACCAUCGCUACCACCCACCCAUCAAACAGGAGACAAACACCCGCCCGGACAACAAAGGCAGCUGAAAUGUAACCAAAACAAAAAGCUACGAGUAUGAUAAAUGUUAUGCGUAGAUCUACUACCCCUUAACCAAUGGCACCCCCCACAAACUCAGCCAUUUCCAUGCCACCAUUCGAUUCCGACCCCGUUCGAAUCCUGCCAGGGCCAGUGCCAGGAUAAAUGUGGAAAUGCAUUUGCCCAUCAAAUGCAGUCGGGCCAAUAAAUUCAUUAAUAAAUGGAAAAGUGAAAAGCGCAGCAACUUUACGUUUCCUCUCCUGCUCCUUGCGUCCUUUGUUAUCCUUGUGGUCUGGGUGGUGCUGGGUGCUGGGUGCUUGGUCCUGCGUCCUGGAUCCUGGGCUGCGCAUAAUGCCAGCACUGUUUGUAAAGUUCUGCAAUGUCAGGCGCCUUCUCUUGCUUUAGUGUCCAGUCCAUUCCACUCCCCGAUACCCAUCUACCCAUCCCACUACUUGAAUAAUGGAUAUUGAAAUCGCAUCGACUCGUAUAGGGGUGUGAGAAAUUGUACUUUAUACCGAUUAAUGCUGCCGUGUUGGAGGACAAAACCCCUGACCAUUGAUUUGAUUGCCGGGCAAAUGGUCCUUUUCCUCUGCCGAGGCAGCUCCUGCUGCUGCCAGACAUCUCCCCGUCCCAGUCCCGGUCCACUGCCAUUCCUGUCCACCGCCAGCCUGUUGCCCACGUCUGACUCUGGCACUCCUUUGUUCUGCCCAGUCAUUCAUCUCGGAUGCUCUUGUUUGCAUUCUGUGUUUUCUUUUGGGUUUUAGGGUGUUUGCCGUUGUCUAUUGUAUGCACCGGCGUCCGGCAAACGGGACUGGGAGCUGUAAACCGGGACUGCUGAGUUUAUUUUAGUUGGAGCCAGACGAUAAAAAAAAAUCAAGGCGCCUCAGCCUCAUAAAGUAUUUAGUGCGACAGAGAUACCGGGAUGCCGCACACCCGGCACCAUUUCCCAGACCCUAUCCAAGGAUGACAAUAUUCCUAUUUUAUUUGCGGAUAUCCCAUAGAAAUAAACAGGAAUGGAACUUAACAGCCGCCUGGCACUUGCGGGUGCAAGGGGUAUGUGCGGGUAAUUGGGCCAACUAUAAGUAGAAGAGCGUCCCAAAUAUCUGCAUCUAAUUUAAGAACACGAGAGGAAUACUCGAAAGUGACGCAUCUUCGCCAGACAUAAAUCUCCCGAAAUGAGCCGUAAAUGUUUGGGGUGGCCGCUGGUUGAGUGAGUUCUACAGAACGCACUCACAAUGUUGCAAUUUCAGUUUCAAUUUCAAUACUCUCGAUAUAUAGAGAGCUCCCCGGCUGGCAUCGGUUGCGGAUGGAGACCAACAUUUUGUUGUCAAUUGAAACUAAUGAAUAAAUUACCCAUGCAGUGUAAGACAGUGGAAAAUUGAUGAGAGAAGUUCAAACUGGGGGCUGAACCCAUGGUUCUGGUGUGUGACCGAGUGGUUCGGUUCGGUUCGGUAAUGGGAACUCGACAAACAAUAGAUGACCGACUUGAAAGUUGUGCAAUAGAGUGACAGCAGUAAAGUGACUCGGUCGGAGGGGCGAGUAUUAAGUAAGAGAAUCAAAACAAAACCAUUAUAAAGUGAAUGAGAAAUCCCUUUGAGAGAUAGCCUGCCCAAGUAUCUUAUAUGUCUGAGAAAACUACGUACCUAUAUGACAUACCCAACACCUAGCAGUGUUCCCCCCAGACGAGAGGCAACCAAUUCCUGGGCUGCUUAGCAUUCCACUCAGAUACUAGUAGGAGGAAUGGGUUGGGGACCGGGAGGGCAGCUAUAGGAAUCCCAUGCCAAUUUGCUGCUGUGUGCAAGAAUUUCAUUAAUGUCCACAGCAACAAAGAAACGGUAAAUACACCCCAGAGAACUGAGGAGGUGCACAUUUAUGGAAAUUAUUAAGUGCAAGCAAUGACCAAGUGGUUUCUUUUCUCUCUCUCUUCGUCUUUUUCCCAUUUUCCUUUCAAACAGCUUGAAUGCAUUUCUUGUGCGUAGAUAUUUUUAUGGGCAUUUGCUGGAAUGACAACAGCAAACACGCUGGCUACGAAGAUAUAAUUACAUCAAACUCUUUCUCAACAACAGUACAGAUGGUAAUGGAAACGGACUUAUCUAGAGAGUUCCUUCAACGUGUAACCUCGUUCAACCCACUAUAUAAUUGUCGCCUUAUCGUCUUACUGGGUUCUAAAGUUCAAAGAAUAAACGAUUAGGCUUCAAAGGUGUCAAACCGCAAGACAUUCCCCGACCAGAAAACCUUGGAUAGGGGUUUUACCCCUUAAAUUGAACGACUAAGAAUACAGGCACAGCUGACCUAUGAAACCCUAGUACGAAUUGAGCACAGAAACCGUACAUAUGUACAUAUAACCCCAUUUGGCCUUGGUUAUUGCAUCUUUGAUUCUGCGGAUCUCUCAAUUGAUCUUAAUUAAUGUUCAUUUUAAUUCGUACGCCUCUCUUUUUAUGGUCUGAUCUUUGUAAUGCAGUAAAAAUAAGUAUACAAUAUACUAAAAUUUUAAGAUGUUUCCGUUCGCAUUCCUUUGGUUUUCCAAAUGAGGCAAUCGCUUGGGUGUUGGGGACAUUUACAUACAUCAUUGAAAUAUUUUGACGCUUCGUAUAAUUGACAGAGGGCACGUAAUCCUUUCCAUUAAUAGCGACAGGUGUCUGAGGUCCUUUAAUUGCUCUGCCACCUUGAAUGCAAACCACAUCAAAGGGGAAACCCUUAACCGCAAGCUAUUCCUAGUAUCAGAGCUCUAUAAAUACCGCCUCAUUCGUCAAUGGAGCACUCAGAACACUUUCGAAAUGGAAUCCGUGCAACGCAGCUACGAAGACUUCCCCGCAAUGCCCAGCGCCGUUUUUCGACUCAUGGGCUACAAUGUGUUGGACGCACCGGACGAGACGCGUUCGCGGAGGCUGGUAAUGUGGAUCUACCGCUGGCUGUGCACCUGCAGCCACGCAGUCUGCGUGGGAUUUAUGAUUUUCCGAAUUUUUGAGGUCAAAACCAUAGACAGCAUCCCGCUGAUCAUGCGCUACGUCACUUUGGUCACCUAUGUCAUCAAUUCGGACACCAAGCACGCCACCGCCAUGCAGCGAGACUCGAUUCGAAAUCUCAAUAAGAAACUGGCCGACUUGUAUCCGAAAACUACCAAGGAUAGAGAAUAUUAUAGGGUGAAUGAACACUACUGGUCGCGAUCAUUUUUGGCCAUGAUUUUCAUCUACAUUGGGUCCUCCAUUAUGGUCGUCAUUGGUCCCAUUCUACAGUCGAUUUUCGCCUAUUUCACACGGCACCAGUUUACAUAUGAACAUUGCUAUCCAUAUUUCAUAUACGAUCCCAAUCGACACCCGGUCUGGGUCUAUAUCAUCAUCUAUGCCACGGAGUGGCUUCACAGCACCCACAUGGUGAUCUCCAACGUAGCCACAGACCUCUGGCUGCUGUGCUUUCAGGUGCAGAUCUGCAUGCACUUUAGCUGCAUGACUCGAUCCCUGGAGGAGUACCAACCCGAUCGGACGCACGAUGGAGAUGAUAAUCGCUUUCUGGCGCAGAUUGUGAACAAGCACGAAUACCUGGUUAUCCUUCAGAACGAUCUCAACGGUAUCUUUGGUGGGUCGCUGUUGUUAAGCCUCAUUACCACUUCGGCAGUUAUCUGCACGGUUUCGGUGUAUUCGCUUAUACAGGGCCUAACCUUGGAGGGGAUUACAUAUGUGUUUUUCAUCGGCACUUCAGUCAUGCAGCUGUUCUUGGUUUGUAAUCACGGCCAGCAGCUUCUCGAUUUGGGCGAAGACAUUGGCCACGCCGCCUAUAACCACAACUGGCACAAAGCCUCGAUUGCCUACAAGAAGUAUCUGCUGAUUAUCAUUAUCCGCGCCCAAAAGCCAGUCGAACUCAGCGCCAUGGGGUAUUUGCCGAUCUCGCGGGACACCUUCAAGCAGGCAAGUACAGUCCGUAGUUUUACAGAGCAUUGCUUAAUCCGAGUUGCCUGUCCGAUUCAGCUGAUGAGUGUGACUUACCGGGGUCUCGCCAUGAUACGUCAAAUGAUCGAAUAGAAGGAAUGAACGCACACAUUAUUUGAACAUUAAUCAGCUUUAAUCGCACUACACACUAUAGGAAUCUAGUCACUAGCAUCACUUGGGAUCCGUGGGCAACUUGAAGCCGACCACAUCGGCUGUUUCCUUAACGGACCGCUCUCCACGUCCAUGGUACUCCUUGUACAGCUCAUUAUAGUUGCGCAGACUACUCAAGUAGGUGAGAUAUGUUUGGCCUAAGAAGACUGCCUCGUUGCGGGCCUUGCACAGCUGCUGGUCGGUUGUCUCAUACUUUUUGUACUGCGCCAGUAUGUAGCGUGCGGCCAAGGAUUCCUUAAUGCAGCCAUUUGGCGACGCCUGGCGGAGCUCGUGCAGCAGGGAGCGCAGAACUUUGGUGGCCGACAUCCUGCGCCAAGGGUAAAAAACUUAAUUUAUUGAAAACAAAUUAGAGAGCGCCUUCUUACGUGAUUGUGAUGAUUAUCGAAAAUUGUGAAGAGUUAUCGGAGCCGAACAGCUGUUGGCAACAGAGUUGCCACCUCCUCGCCUUAUUUGUGUCAUAUUCAUCAGUUCCUAAAUAAAAACCGCAUAAAUCCGUUUUGGAAAAACAAUUUAUUUAUAAAUUUCUUAUUUAGCAGUUAACUGAACUCCGAAGUCCUAUGUCCGCGAUGCGAUUACUUCCUGGGCUUGCCAGCCGCAGGCUUCUGUCCGGGCUUCUUGCCGGCAGCUCCCUUAGCGCCAGCGGCUCCCUUGGGGCCCGUGGAUUUGGCACCGGCCUUGCCGGCUCCUGGCUUCGUGGGCUUGCCAGUGGGCUUCUUCUUCUGCUCAACCUUGGGGGCCUUGACCGGCUUCACCAAUGCCUCGCGCUGGCUCUUCAGGGCCUUGACGAUCUUCUGCUCCUCGAUGAGGAAGGCACGAACGAUGCGCUCGCGCAGGCAGCCGUGGCACAGAACGCCUCCGUAGGUGCGGGCGACGGUCUUUAGGCGCUUGGACAUGCGUGGGCGCUCGCUGGGCCGGGAGGGGGUGAUACCCUUAAGCUUCUCCUUGCAUUGGCCGCAAC